Messenger RNA from Cinara cedri, 10972 nucleotides. NCBI's taxonomy places the organism in Eukaryota, Metazoa, Arthropoda, Insecta, Hemiptera, Aphididae. The record is from the annotation of a GenBank genome assembly.
AUUCAAUAUGAUCAUUUUAUUGCUUCAUGCUAAAUACCUACGAAUAAACUAAAUAUUAAUUGUUGAGUAUUGUAUUUAUUACCAUGUCUAUUGUUAUGCAUAAAGAAUUUACAUUUUAUAUUAUCUAAUUGUUUUUAUUGGUUUUUUUUUUGUGUGUACUUGUUUAAUUUGUUAUGGAGCAAAAUGCAAGCCUUUUACAACCUGUUGGCAGAUGACAGAGUACCAUAUUAUGGUUUUAUAGCCAUCAAUUGCAUACUUCUAUUCAAUUUAUUCUUUUGGGGGUAAGUUAUGAAAUUACAAGUAUAAUUGAAUAAUCAUAAUUAAUAUUUGUUGGUAUCCUAGAUUGAUAAAUUGUUUUAAUUAUAGUCAUAUUAAUAUUGUAUCAAUUCUAUCAUUCUGUUAUGCAUAUGUUUAAGCCUACUAGAACCCAGAUAUUGAUGGUUAUUUUAAUUUCUAAUAUUAAAUUGCAGAUGACAUGAAAUUUUAACUUCCAGGCUUUAUUGGACUCUGAUUUAGCUGUAGGAUUUCUUCAACCACGCCUUAAAAUAAACCAAUGGGUUGAAAAUUAAAAUAAAUUGGAAUAAAUUAUCUUUAAGCUCAAUAUUAACAACACAAUUUUUUAAGUACAUACCAUGACAAAUUGUUUUUUGCGGUUCAUCAUACAAAUUAUUAACUUAAAUUAAUAUCGUCUUCAUUUCUUAAAACCGAUGCACAAAAUUGUAGUUCAUUAAUCAAUAACCCAUCCAGUGUGGUUUUAUGUCAUCCAAAUCCAAUUUCAUUAUCCUGUUAAACUUCAAUAUGUGUCCACUUCAAGCUUUUAAUUUACUUAGUUAAAAAUUAUUAACUAGUGCUUAACCUUACUUUUUCCAAUAAUAUUAUCAUCACAAAUAUGUUAGAAAAGUUGUGUGCUAAAUUAUUUAAAAAAUCUAAAUCCUUUACUUAUACCUAGUUUUAUGACAGCUGAUAAUUUUAUAUCAAUCAUAUGCAUAUAUUAUGUCUAUAUAUAUUUAUUUUAGGUGGACAAGUUUUAUAAUAGUUAUAUUGGGAAUCAUCUGUGGUUAUUAUGUGUUUGACUACAUUUUCAAGUAAGUUAUGAUUUUCAUAUAUAUAUAUAUAUUUUUUUUUUCUUAUAAUUCAUUGUUUUUUUCUGAUAGAAAACAAGAUUCAAAUGAUAGCCUUUUGUCGGAGAAUUUAUUUUAUAAGACUACCUUUAACAAUUAUUGCAAAAACUAUGUUUCAUCUAACGUAAAUGUAAAAUGUGUAAUUGAACCAAUACCAUGGAAAGGAUUAUUUAUAUCAGAACAGAUAGAUUGUUCAAUAGACAAAGUAUCUAAAAUUUUUUUAUUCUGAAUUAUUUUUUUAAAAUUUGUAUGGUAUUUUUCAUAUGUAAAUCUUAAUUUUGCUUUAAAUUUAAUAAAACCAUCAAAUUGUAUGUAUUAUUGAAUAUAUGUAUGUAUAUAUGAAACAAAUCUAGUUUAGCACCUCACAAAUUUCAAAUUUUUUUUGAAAAAUGUGUUUAUCAAUGCUGAUUCUGAAAAAGUUAGAAUUUAUGGAAACCAAUAUUGGAAAAAUGAUAGCAAAAAAUGUCACUCUUCAAAACUUUUAAAAAAAUGUUGUGGUAAAGGCAAGUUUCAAUGUUAAAGAUGAGAGUGCAAUACAAUUUUUCAUGAAGUAUUAUUUUAGAAUUUAUAGUGAUUUGAAUACUAUAGGUAUGUCACUAUACAUAAUAGACUAAACAAACAAUUAUGAGUGCAAAGAAUGAUUUCCUAUUUUUUAAAAAUCUGGAGGAAGUGCUAAACUAAAUUUGUAUCUUAUAAUAUAUAAAUAUAUCAAUGUGGUUCUACUCUUAGUCCACAAUCACAAAGCCGUUUUUUGUGGUAUGAAAGUUUACUUAUUUACUGUCUUCUGAAAACAAUAAGUUUUCAUUAAUUUUUUCAUGGCUUGUGGCUUUUAUAUAAAUGUGUAUAUAAAUUUGCCCACAUAAUAAAAAAGGUCUUAUUGAUAAUUUAUAUAUAUAAUAUUUAUUUAUUAUUUAUGAUUUUUAGUUGUUGUCAAAAAUUCUAAAGACUUAUAUUACAAGUUGGUAUGAAAAUAUUUCAGAUGAUCCAAAUUUGAUAAAAGAAAUUAAAUUUGUAGUACGUUUUGCUACAAGUGUUUUACUAAAAAGAUUAUUACAUGUUGGUACAUAUUUUAUAAUUUUAUUCUUUAAACAUUUUAUUCAAUAAAGUAAUUCCUGUUAUGUAAAUUCAUAUUUUAGUUGAACAUUGAAGAUAUUGUAUUUUAUAAAAUAUUACCAAUAUUUUUAUCACAUAUAAAGCACUGUCAGAAAAUUGAAAAAGGAGAAAAAAUUCCUCGUCAUUUUAGCAUUAGUAGUCGUAAAAUUGAGAUUAUGUAUCUUCAACAAAUUACUGCUAAUGUGUUACCAUUUAUAACCCGGGAAAAUGAUCAUCAAUGCAAGUAAGUAAUAUUUUUCUUUAAAUAUUUAUGUUGAAUAUUUGUUAACAUAAUAUUUUUAUAACUUCAAGUCUUAAUAUAGUUAAUUUAUUAGAGAAACAUGUAUGUAGAUUUUAUUAUUAGCAAUCUACCUAUAAUAGUUCAGUGAAGUUGUAGACCAAGUAAUAUGUACAAACAGUUUAUAAACCCUUUCAUUAUCACUGUCCAUUUCAAUGGACAUGACUUUUUAGUCAAGGUUGUGGAUCAUUAUUUUAAUUAAAUGAUUAAUUAAAUGAUAACAUGAUUUUUUUCAAUUAAUUAACUAAGUAAUGAAAGGGUUAAAAUAUAAAUUGAAUGUAGGAAAUUUUAUAAAAUAAAAAAGUAUGGUACAUAAAAUAUUAUUUAAAAAUAUAUUAAAAGGAAAUCAAAAAUGUAUACAAAUGUAUUAAAAAAAAAAAAAUGUUUUAUAAAUGUAUAUAUGAAAUAAUUAAAUAUUGAGGUUUAUAUAUCAAUAACCAACUGACAGUAGAGUUAAAGUAUAGUUGUAUUAUUUUCAAGAGGUCAAAUUUAAUAACUGAUAAUGCUGCAGGUUUUUAAUAGUUAUUAGUCAAUCAUUAUCUGCAUAAUAACUUAUUAUUAUUUUUACUGUGUGUGGAAUUUUUAUUAUAAAAUACUAUACUAUUGAUAUUAUUCAAUUGUUGAUCAUAAAAAUUAUGAUAGAUCACUUAAAAUACCAGUGAACUAUAUGUAGAUGACAUAUUGACACCAUUAUCAAGCUAAUUACUAUUGUUAACAUUUUAAAAGUAAUUAAAAUUUUAAAAAAAAUCUGAUACUACUGAUGGUGCCCCAGGUGUUGGUGGGAAAUUGGGAAAGUAAGAUUUAGAGGAGAAUUUAAUGUAUAUCUGUAUGCGAAGAUUAAGCAUUUCUAAUAAAAAAAAAAACGAGUUUGAGCAGAGUAGGGUUAUAUAUGUUUUGAAAGGCUGCAUUUACCAUUUUCAUUAAAAUUUGAUUUAUUUGAAACCAUUAUAAAAAAAAUACUACAUUACAUUACUUUUUUUUUACCACCAAGUAAAACUUAUAAUGAAUCUUCUAUUAAAUUUUCAAACGUUUCUGUUUAGUCAAACAAUUUACCCAUAUGGCAACUACCUAAGAAAAACUAAAAAAAAAUUCUCUAAGUUAAAAUACUUAUAAAUAGCUCAAAAAUCAUUCAAUUGUUUUUAAAAUUGUACCAUGUAUAAAAAAGGCAAAUAUAAUGUUUCUUUCUAAGGUUUUAUGGUUUUGCUGAAUUAUUAACAGAACUAUACAGAAAAUAAAAAAAAAAAAAAAAAAUAAAAAUACUCUAGGUUUAAUAAAGAGGUGUUCACAAUAUCUAGACUCUAGAAUACUCUAGUGACUGCUAUUUUGUGUUCUAGCUUGACCAGCUAGAGUAAACGAUGAAAAAAAAAUGCUAUAGCUAUAUUUUUUGAAAUUUUCAUUGCUUCAUCAUAAAAUAAUUUAUCUGGUCCAAGAUAUCUUAAUUCUGAAAAGUAUUUUUUUGUUGAUUCCAUUAUAAUUAGAGUCCAGGUUUGUAUGUUUUUGCAUAUUUUUUUCAUUUCACCUUUUAAAAUUUUUGUUAAUAACUUUGACGAAUCAUACCAAUUGGAAUUCACUACUAAAUUUGUAUUUUGCAUAUUUUUACAUAUUUGACUGUAAAUGCGUAUUUGUUGCAUAUUUUAAUGAAUGUACUAUCAUGAAAAAAUUUUGGGUAAUGACACAAUUCUAGCUAUCUUAAUUUAAAAUAUGUGUUAUAUGUAACAUAUAUACAUUAACAUUAGAAAUGGCCGAGGUAAUCCCAUUGUACUAAAAGAAAUAAUUCAUCUACUUUAAUCUAAUCUUUAUAUCUUAAUACAUUUAAUUUUAUAAUAUAACCUACAGGCUAUGAAAUGAACAUUUAGUUAACUGUUCUCAAGUUACAACUGUGCUGGAAAUUCUCAUUGACAUUGUUAGUAAUAAUACCGAUUUUACCAAUAAAAACAUACUAAUUUAAAAAAAUGUUCAAAUAAGUGAAUUAGAAUAAGAAAAAAUAUAUAUUAUUCAUGGACCUAGAGGCAGCAUUAAAAACAAAAUUAAAUGAUAUUUUCUCCAAAACAAAAGCCUAAAAGUAUUGUGUACAAUUAACAAAGUACUAUUAAGGGAAACAGAAGUUCAACUAGAUGAAAACUAUCAAGACCCAAUGAUUUUAAGCUCUUUUUAAUUUGCCCCAAUAAUUUCAGUAGAUAUUAAACAACCAUUUUCGAUAUACAAGCAUUUAUUAACAGAUAGAGGACACAGUUUUAUAAAAGAAAAACUUGAAUAUCAUUUAAUAAUUAAUUUUAACAAUAAAGAAUAAAAAUACAUUUUGAGUUGUAUAUAUUUUUUUUUAAACUAUAAAUAGUAUAAAUGUAUGUAUUUAAUUAUACAUUUAUAUUUUUUUCAUACCUAAUAUAAUUUUGAAAUAUAAAUUGUUUUAUUACAUAUAUUUUGCAUAUUUUAAUGAUUUUUACUGCAUAAUAUAUGGCAUACUUUGAUAUUUAGUAUAUAUAAAUUUGGAAUCUAAUUAUAAUAUUAUAUUAUAUGUCUGCCAUCCAUAUAUCAUAUGUCAGCUCUGUGGAGCCAAGCAUUUUUAUGUAGGACUAUUGACCCACCACUAUAUGUAUUAUAUGUAUCUUCUUGGGUAUUAACAGCCACUAGAACCACCUAGCCAAACAAUCAGUCAUCCAAUUAUCUGUCAGCUGCUUUUGUUUUUCAAUAUGGGCUUUAAUUUAAGUUCUCUCUUUACCACAACUUCCCAUCUUAAACCAGGUCCUCCAAGAGGUAUUUUCCCUUCUGGAUUCUCUGCCAACACUAUGCACAAUAGUAAGUUCUGACUAUGUCAGGUUAGACUACUGUAACCUCCUUCUUCAGAUUAUAUUUAAUACAUUUUGAUUCUGGAAGAGUUGCUCUAAUUCUUUGUUUUUUUUUUAUUCUCUAUCCAGGUUUCUUUGUCUUUUACUGGACCAAAAAUCUUUUUUAGGAUUUUUCUCUCUAGAACAAUAAGUUUCUUUUCCUCUUAUAUGUACCCGUUAUAAAUUUUAUAAUACAUUGAAUCAAAUCUUUAGAUUAAUCUUGUUACCUUUUAUUAUUAUUAUUAUUAUUUGUUUAUUAAUAAUGUGACAUUUUUUCAUAAAACUAUUUUAAAUAAAAGCUGUUUAUAAAGAGCAGCUGAGCUUAUUUACAUUAUUUCUGGAUUUUUAAUAAUUAUGUUUGUUUCAGGAUAUUUUAUACAUUAAUACAAGAAAUACUUUCACGUUGGGUAUUAUUACCAAUAUCGGAUGUAAUUUGUAAUCCUGUGAAUCUGACUUCAGCUUUGUUGAAAUUAUCCAAAUCAUCUAAUACUUCACAGAUUACAGCUUCAAAGAAUGAACAAGUUGAAUUUUUAUCAAAGUUUAUUUCUGAAGAAGAUUUUGUUCAACUUGGUAUGCGUAUUAUUUUUAAGGACUCUACAAUAUUGUCUGCAUUUAUGAAUUUCCUAAAACAAAAAGAGGCGAUGCAUUUAUUACAAUUUUGUUUAAACGUAGAUCAGUUUAACAAACGUAUGUUAAGGCCUGAGAUACCAUCUCAAGAACUUGAUAUACUAUAUCGAGAUGCAUGGGAUAUUUAUUCUGUAUAUUUUAGUAAACAUUCACCGGAUUGUAUACAUUUUGAACCUGAGUUAGUUAAUCAGCUGAGAAAAGAUUUGUCAAAAGAUGUUAUUAAACUUCAGAAUUCAAAACCACUGAAUCAGGCCUAUGAACAAACAUAUUGUUUAUUAGAAAAUAAAUAUUGGAUAGCAUUUCAAAAUUCUGAUGAUUAUUUUUCUUGGAUAUGUGGACCACGUAAUGUUUCAAAUACCAACUUGUCUCAAAAACCGGUUUUAAAUAAAGAAAAAAAUAGUUCUUCCUCCAAAAUCAGUCGCAAAUUAAAUAGAAUUAAAGGUGCUUUAAAGUCAAGUGCUAUUUAUGAUGGUCAAAUAGAUUCUUUAUCUUCAGAUUAUGAGACAGAAUUUGGCGAAGAUUUAUCUAUGGACAGUGAAAUUAUUAAUAGUGAGCGAGAUUUAAAUACUUGGAAAGUGAUUGAUGUUACAUCUGCUAUGAAAUUAGAAUCUGGUUCAAAUGGAGGUCAAUCAUUGAUAUUUUUUAUAACAGUAGAGAUUGUUAAACAUAAUAUGGUAAAACAAUGGUGUGUUGAAAGAAGAACUAUUGAUUUUUAUACUCUAAAAUCUAAACUUACAGAAUUCCAUGGAGUUAUUUUAGAUAUUUGGUUACCACCCAAAAGAGUUAUAUGCCAAAAAACUGAAAAUAAUGAAAUAUUUAUGAAUUUUCUUAAUCAACUAUUAAAAAAAUCAGAGCUCAGGCGAUCAGAUUUACUACACAUGUUUUUGACAUCUACAGAAAAUUUUGAAGAUUCUGAAUCAGCUAUUGGAAGAUUAUUAAGAAAGUCAAUGCCAAUGUCCUUACGAAAAGAACGUGGGCAAAAUUUAGAAUCAUUCAUAUCAGUCUUUAUGACUUCAGUUGAAACUAAAUUAAAACAGAGGUAUUGUAUUCCUUGAUUAGGUAUUAAUAAAAAAAAACAAUGACAUCUAAAUUUUAUAUAAAAAUAAAUACUGUUAAGAAAUUACUAAUUUAUAUAGUUUACAUUUUUUAAUAGUAAAUGUAUGUUUUUAACUAGACAUGAAUGGAAAGAUUUAUUUGAAAGAAUUCCUCAAAGAAAAACUAGACUUACUGAAAAUUCAAUUUUUAAUAAUUACACAAACAUAAUUAAUGAUCAAGAUGAAGAAAUAAAACCAGUAAAUGGUGAAUUAGACCAAAUAUAUAUUCCCUGUGGGCCAAUUGAUUGUAUCAUUUUUUUUGGAGUACACGUAUAUAAUAUGUCUAAUGCAGUUAUUCGAAUAAUUUUGGCCAUAAAAUUAAUUUGUGGGAACAUAUUAGAUUAUAUUAUACAAAGAUAUAUAACCUCAUGUAUUGUAAAGUCAAUGACACCUUCCAAAGUUUCAAACCUAAUUGAACUAUUAGAAAGUAUGCAAAUUUAUUUAUAUUUGUAUUUUUAAAACCAAUAAUUUAAUGUUUUUUUUUUCUUUUAGACUUAUUGUUUUCUGAUGGUGAUACAAAUAAUGAAAAUCAUACAUUUUCAGUUGAAAAUGUACAAUCAUUGAAUAAUUCAAUUCUUCAACCACUUUAUAUGUGUUUGUUUAAAUGCAGUCAAAAUUCAAUUAUGAAUAAACAAUUAUUUUAUAGGCUCCUAGAUGUUUUAAUCGAAGAACUAUUUCCAGAACUUCGAACACAACCUACCGAACAAUUAUAAUCAGAAAAUUACUGUGAUAAUAUUAUUGAAUCACCAAGUACCUAUCUAAAUGAGGUAUAUUAGUAAAAUAUUUUAUACAUUUUUAAGUAACUUAAUUAUUUUAUAUGUUAGUCUUAAUACCUAAUUAGGUUUUUUUCUUUUAAAUUAAACUGAACUAGCAAGUCAAAUUUAGUUAUCAUGUAUGACUAAUUUUGUUAAAACGCUUUUCUUAAACCUGUGUAUAUUAUAGUCAAAGGAGAUUUAUAGUUUAACAAAUUAUAUUAUCAGAUUAUUUUAUUGGUUUACACAAUUUGUAUUAAUAUUAAUUAUUAUAGAUAUGUAAAAUGUUCCUAAAUUUAAAUAAAAUAUUAGUUUUAAGUUUAUAAGUUAUAAGUUUAAGUUGUUAGAAAUAUUAUAUACUUUAGGGGCGGCCAAAUGGUAGAUCACAAUUAAUUGGUAGAUCAUAAAUAAUUUCAAUAACAAUUUUCCUUUGUUAGAAUUUAAUUUUAUACAGUUAGUAAGUAAAUCACAAUUAAUUUAUUGAGAUUAUUUUUUUCUUAUUAAAUCAUUUAUUAUCAGUUUAUCAAGGAAUACAAUUCAACGUUUUAUGCUGCAAAUAUUAUUUCUGGUAUAUUUUAAAAAAAUUAUUGUUGAAAUAUUGUAUGAAAAACUUUAUUCAUUAAUACUUAUUCUAUAAUUAUAAUUUUUUUUAUGGAAGUUCAUCAUCAAAAGAAAAAAAAUAUACUUUUAGUGGAUCUUUCCAAAAAAUUUUGGCUACCACCUAUUUUAAUACUUAUUAGUUAUUUUUAUAAAAUAUUUAAUUAGUUUUAAUACUUUUGUUAAUUAUUUGAAAUAGUUAUUAUAGUUUUUAUUAAAUAAUAUUUAUUUUUCUAUAUCUAUAUUUAUAAAAAAAUAGUUUGGUUAGAUUUACAAAUUUUGUUUGUUUAAAUAAUCUUUAAAUAAAAUGAAAACAAAUAUAUUAUUUAAAGAUAACUAGCUGCAUAUUAUAGGAUACAUAUUUAAAGACAACAACCUUGCUAAUAGACGAAAAACCUUAAACUGAAUAUUAAAUUAUAUUAAAUUAUACACCAAGUACCUUUAAUUUUGAACAAAAAAAAUAAACCUCUAUAUAUAUUAAUUGUAAUUUAUUUCAAGUCUUGUGUUUCUUACCAUAAUAUUGAAAAAUAAACCGAGUAACAUAAUAUUUUAUAUUUUUAUACAGCUCAAUAUUGCCAAAAGGUAUUAUAUUUUAUCUUUCAAUCAAGUAUUUAAUUAAAUAUAGUGUAUUAUUUAUUACCAAAUUUAUAUGUUUAGACUCAAAACUGUAUAUCUGACAUAUUUUUUUUUAAUAUUUAUUAUUUCAAAGAUAUAAAUAUGGGAAAUGUUUACAUUUUUAUAUUGGUCAAUUAUUGACAUUAAAGGUUAGUUAAGUUUUUGAAAUUGAAUACAAUAACAUAAUUCUGUAAAAUAUUAUUAAUAAUUUAUUUAUACAUCAACAAAGUUUAAUUUGAUUUCAUGUUAUUACUUUAUCAGAAUUCAUUUAAAGUUUAAUUUAUCUUCUUAUAAGAUAGUUACAUUGUUUCUUUUUUGAAUGUUGUUAUUAUUUCCAUUGUUUUACAACACAUAACUAAUAAUAAAAUAUUAAAAUACUUAUAAUUAAUCAAUAAUUUUACCUAAUAUCAGUUUAUUCUUAAAAUGUGAUAUGCAAUUAAAAGCACUUACACAUUGAUUUGUACUUUGUGUCUAAUAUAAGAGUAUACAGUAACCCUAUUAGUAAUUAUCAACUUAUUUUUGGUAUAUUUUUAACUUAAGCUUUUUUUUUAAAUUUACUCCCAGAUUGACUAAUCAAUUUUAACCCUAAAAUUAACUAUUCAAUUCGAGAUUAAAACAGAGUUUAACUACAUUAUUUUCUUCUCAUAAAAAAAAUUUCAAUUCAAGAAUGCAAUAAAAAUUAGUUAAAUCAUUGAGCACUAGAGAGCUCUUAUUUUAUCUAUGAAUAUCAUUAUCGCGGUUGAGAGUUAAUCAUGUUUACUUAAUGUAAUUAAUUUGUAUAUUUAAAUAAUAUUUGUAAGAAAUGAAAUAUAAGGUAUAUAUUACAUAUAUAUACAAUGUGUUUAUGUCAAAAAUUGUAUUUAUUUUAUUUUAUUUACCCAAUUUAUUUUAUGUUUUGUGGUUGACUAAAUAUUUGUUGAAUUUUUAAAUUACUCAACUAAAAAAAAUACUUUUUUGUGUUGUAUCGCAAUCUUAAACUGGAUAGUUAAUAUACAUAUAUAUAUAUAUAUAUAUACACACAGGAUGAUUCAUUAAGCAAGCUCACUCCAUGUCUAAGGUUAAAUUUUGCAUACAUUAAAUUAUUAAAGUUCUGAUUUUUGGAAUUUUUAAGUGUAGGCAAAUCGGAUAUUUUUGUAUGCUUUUUGUAGAUUUUUCACAACAUUUAAGGAACAUUUCAAAUUUGUUUUAUCUAAUAUUCUGUUUCUUUAUGAAAUUUUUAAUAUAGGUUCUCUUUUGAAAAAUUAAAGUUUUUAUCAUCAACAGAAUACUCCUUUAAUGUUGUGAAAGAUCUAACCUUAAAACUACACUUAAAAAAUCACUAAAAAUGGGGAAGCAUAAUUAAUAAAUCACUCUGUAUAUACCAUAUAUAUAUAAACUGCAAUCUCUUAAAACUGAAUUAGUGUUAUUGUUUAUCUAAAAAUUCUAUGAUAAAUUAUUUUAUUCUGUAAUUAGUUUGUAACCCUUGUAAGUUAUAAUAAUAUACUCAAUACUCAUAGAAGUCAAUGUUAUAUAAGUAUCAGUAAAAAGAUAUGCUCCAAUUUUCACUAGUUAUUUUUUUUAAUAAAUUCAAAUACAAUCAAUUUCUUUUAUUUUGAAUAAUUGUUAAAUAAAUGAAAUGAUAAAAUAUGCUCAACACAAAUGAAUUUCAAAAGCUUUAAACAGCAUAGUUCUUAGAAUUGGUAAUAAGCUUGAAAAUUAUAUGUGCAUAUAAGUUGCGAGCUAAUUUAUUUUGUGUCCUUGUAUUGCCUAGUGUAAAAAUUAAUAUCUAAAAUUCUUAGAAUAAUAUAAAUGUGUGAAUAAGCUGUUACUUUUAAUAUAUAAUUUUUAUUUUAAGAGUAGUAUACUUACAAAUUUACAAUAUUUAAUUAUCUAUAAAAAUAAGGAUUUUAUAACAAACUUAGUGUAAUACAUUUGUAUAGUACAAAUUAUACAGAAACCAAAAUUUAAUAUU